GCUGAUGAAGGGAGGAGAGCAUAGGCUACUUCCGACGUAGAGAGAGCAAGCGCACAGACGUGCUACUGCCACUGCCACACUCACACACAGCGACACUGAGGAAGGAUGCGUCCGAGCCACACAUUCACUCCUGCUGCGAUAUGAACGGGAUAUGUUCUGAUCUUCUCUGCCUCUAAUAAGGAUUAUAAAAAGUUUARCUAUUUAUUGGUUUUAUUUCGAACUGUGGUGCUAUAGAAUGACAUGUUACUUUGAUUAGAUUUUUUAUUCCCAAAUAACAAAUGUAGGCUGUUUUUCUUCCAUUUCAAUGAGAAUUGGGUCAUGAUCACAUCGCCCGCAUUUUCUGUCCUGAGAAAUAGUAUCGCGAUUCCGGUGUGGGAGAACAGUUAUUCAGGGGAGAAGGGCGCACCGAGAAUAAACAAUCAAUUUCUUCACCUCGUCUCUCCGUCAAACCCUUUACGGCAGGCUAAUCGUAUACCCAUAAAGAUUUUGAAAAUGCUUACCGCACGGGGAGGACACAUUUUGCACCCGGAGUACCUUCAACCUUUGCCAUCAACUCCUAUCAGUCCCAUCGAGCUGGAUGCCAAGAAAAGUCCGUUGGCUCUCUUGGCACAGACCUGCUCACAAAUCGGAAAACCAGACCCUCCGUCCUCUUCCAAACUCUCAUCUGUAACCUCAAAUGGAUCUAGUGACAAAGAGACCAAAUCCGGACCACUAAAAAUGAGUGACAUUGGAAAUGAAGACAAAUCUAGCUUCAAACCCUACUCCAAAUCAUCGGAGAAGAACAAGGACUCCUCGUCCAGCAGUGGUAGUCUGAGUGGAGAUAAAGCUAGUUUCCGAGUGCCUAGCGCCACCUGCCAGCCGUUUACCCCCAGGACAGGCAGCCCCAGCUCCUGCCACUCUGUGUCUCCGCUGCCAUCUGAGGGUAAGCAGGGAGACAAGGAGGAAAAGAAUAAGGAAUCUGAUAGCAAUAAAAACAGUACAAUGGAGGGAAACGGCAGUGGUAGUCACAGCCGGAUAUCUGGGAUUAACGGUGAGGCUAACCAACACCAGGAGACCACCUCUGGAUCAAAGGCUAUCACAUCAGACUCACUCACAUCUGUCUCCUCUGCAUCAUCUGUUCAACUUCUGGGUUCAGGAGGACUCGUAGCGCCAGUCUCCCCCUAUAAACCUGGGCACACCGUUUUCCCUCUACCGCCUGCUGGCAUGUCCUACCCUGGAAGUUUAGCAGGUGCAUACGCAGGCUAUCCCCAACACUUUCUCCCUCACGGAAUGACUUUAGACCCGACGAAAUCUAGCAGUCAACUACUCAGUGCUCAGUUUGCCGCUGCCAGCCAACUUCAGUGCAAUAAGGCUGGGAGCCCCUUGUCCAGGGCUUCUCCUCCGUCCCUAAUGUCUGCUAGCCUGUGUAGAGACCCGUACUGCCUGAGUUACCACUGCGCAAGCCACUUAUCCGGUGCUUCCAGUGCCUCGCAGUGCCAUGAGUCCUCGGCUCUGAAGUCAGGAUACCCUCUCAUGUACCCAACUCACCCUUUGCACGGCGUGCAUUCCUCGCCGCCAUCUUUUGCUGGACACCCGUUAUACCCCUAUGGCUUUAUGCUCCCAAAUGACCCUCUGCCACACGUCUGUAAUUGGGUGUCGGCUAACGGACCUUGCGACAAACGGUUUUCUUGCUCAGAAGAGCUCCUCAAUCACCUAAGGACUCACACUGCUUUUGCGGGGACGGAGAAGUUGAUAUCAGGAUACCCGGGUUCAUCAUCGCUAGCCAACGCUGCGGCGGCCGCCAUGGCCUGCCAUAUGCACAUGCCUCCAAAUGCUGCCCCGGGCAGCCCUGGAACGCUCACCCUCAGGAGCCCGCAUCACCCUCUGGGAUUGAGCACGCGCUAUCACCCCUAUUCAAAGAGCCCCCUGCCCCCCGGCGCUUCGGUUCAGAUGCCCGCUGCCACAGGUCCAUAUUAUUCUCCCUAUGCCUUGUAUGGACAGAGACUCACCACCGCAUCGGCGUUAGGAUACCAGUAGAAGAUACAGACAGACACAUAAUAACUAUACAUUUAUAAGGAGAUUUUAGGCCUAAAUGACUUUUAUAUUGGUUGUAUUUCAUGCAGGACGGGAUCCGUGGGCUCAGUGUAUUUAUUUGCGAUAGCUCCAAGCGUGACAAAAAUAAUAAAUAAUUAUAAUAUUAUUUGUAAGAGGCUCAAGGUGCAUUCUUUUUUACAAUUAAGAUAUAGGCUAUAUUGGAUGGUGCCAUUUUAGAUGUUACAUUGAAAUUACAAGGCUGUUUAUGUUGCUUUUAAAAUGCUCAUUGUGAGAGUUUAAUGUUUCCUACAUACAAAAGGCCUAUUCGUUCUAUUUUUCAUUGGGAAGCCGUAGCCUAUUUUGAAGUCUGGUGGGCCUAUGUAGGUCUACGGGCUACCGCACAUCGCAAAUAACUUUUCAACUUUGGCCUAAACCUUAGAAUGACAUGUUUAGUUCAUCUUGUUGGAAAAUUGGGCUCUCUCAUAUUUCUUCAUACAUUUAAUUAUUAAUUCGACAAGCUAAAUUAAGGUUUAUGAAUCUGGUAGGUUGUUUAUGGAAUAAAUAAUUCGACAUACAGUAUUAAUUUACACUUGAAUAUGUGAGACAUGAGCAUAAUUGGUCUGUUAAAGAAUCGACGCCAUUUAAUUUGUUGAAUGGCAUUUAAGAUCUGUGUAGGCUAUUUUCAUUUGAAGUCUGUGCCGUAUACACUUGAGUAACAUUUUAAUCACAUUUUAUUCACAUUUCGAUACCUUUAAGACUGCAAAAUAUAUUUGUUAAACUUUUUAAAUAGCUAAGCCAAAUUGCAGCCUACUGUCAUCUGACACAGAUGUAUUUCGCCACCCGAUUAGCAUUAGAGUAAUUUAUCGUUGGAGUAAUUUAGGCAGUAAUAAUCUAACUCUGAUAUUCAUUCAGUAAUAAUCUAACUCUGAUAUUCAUUUGAACACGCCAUUAUCAAAUUCAGCACUGUUUUUCACAGAUCAUAUUUUCCCUACCUUCGAACGAAUGAUGGUGUGUCUGAUUACAUUAGAAUAAGGAAGUUAUCCGCUUGUGCAGUUAUAAAACAUGCAAUAUCAGCAGCACAUUGGGAAAUAAUAUUACAUCUAAAAAGUGACAACCCAAACAACAUUAAUUAUUGUUUUGCGUCUUGUUCUCAGAUAAAAUGUGCCCUAUUUGUCUGAGCAGAGAGUUUAUCAUAAAGGAGAAGAGGUUAUGGGAUACAGCUAUACAUUUGUCUGAGCAGAGAGUUUAUCAUAAAGGAGAAGAGGUUUAAUGGGAUACAGCUAUACACUUUGUCUUGAGCAGAGAGUUUAUCAUAAAGGAGAAGAGGUUAUGGGAUACAGCUAUACAUUUGUCUGAGCAGAGAGUUUAUCAUAAAGGAGAUGAGGUUAUGGGAUACAGCUAUAUAUUUGCUAUAAAACAAUUAGGCCUAUAAUUUGGGGUGAAAUAUUUCGGUUAUUGUGUAGGUUCUAGGGUUUAAUAGCCUACGUCUUGCUCUGCAUAUGGACUAUUUCACUGACUAGAUCAACUCAUUUCUCGUGGAGUCAUAACUCUUUUUUAUUUACUUUAAAUGCUAUGUUUUAGGUUAGCUAUAUUGUAUUGCGUUUAAACGUUAGGUCUGUAUUUCAUCAGCUUGUUGUAAAGAAAACCAAACGCGUUCUGGAAGAUAUGUUGCUGCAUUGCUCCAUACCAUAUGUCAAGACAGCACACGUUUAUAUUUUCAACCUACAGUUAUUAAAUGUCAAUCAAAUGAUUGAGAAUACAACAUCUUAAAUCAGAUGGACCACUCCAUAAAUACGCAAGUAUUUUCGAUACAAUCCUUGCACAGAUUAAAUACCUGAGGCACACAAGAUUACAUAAUAAACCAAAAUGAGCGGUAUUAAAUAUUGUAUUUAAUUCUCAUAUCAUACACAUCAAUAAGUCACAUCAAGAGUAGGCCUAUACUGGGUUGAGAGGAUUUUUUGUAUAUUACAUAACACACUGGGAGGGAAGAGGUUCCACUUGUUUGAUGAUUCUAUAAUGUGGAAAACAAAAACCUCUCCAUCAUGCUCCUGAAGAAACGGACGGCUCCGCUGCUGAAGCCUCGUUAUGCACAGUAGGCCUAUACACACGCACACAUCAGGCAACAAGGCAGUACACCUACUUCCACUUGUAUGAUGCAUCAGGGAACAUUACAACUGUUAUAUAUAAUUGUGUGUGUCAAUAUAAACACAUACAUUAAAUCUCUUGCAACAUUGCAUUCCUUCAUUUAAACAUUGCCAAAUUAUGAGAUAAUGGAUUACACCAUAUUGUAUUAUGAAAGAACAAAAUGGCAAGGUGAAAUAAAUGGCAGCUGUGCUAGACAAUGAUUUAUGAUGUCACCCAAUAUGGGACAUUUCUACAGCUUUUAUGAUUGCAGUAAUGAAGGUGUGUAAAGCAGAUAGCAUGAAAUGAACCACAUCUACAGAAUCAAGCAAACAAUGUCAUUACCAUCCCAAAGUAAAUCACAGCUAUUCCCAAGAGAUAAAAUCAACAUCAUUAAUGGUCACAUGUCAUAUUCAUAAAAUCGACGGCAUCUUUUCAACAGAUUCAUUCUUUACGAUCGCUCUCUCCCAUGAUGUAUGUUAAUGACGCUUCUAGUCCACAACUCACCAUCCCAACCAGACUGUUCUGACGAUAUGCGGGGCCUCAUACAAAUGGCACAUCAAUGUGAUAUGGAGAAAACAUUUUUUUUACAUUAUGUCACUCGUGUUGAUCAUGUAUCUUUACACGUUUUGGGGACUUCCUGGCUUUCGGGACUUCCUGGUUUUGGUGACGUUUUGAGGUUGAACUAUAUGAUUGGAGAAGCAGUUCCAAGAGCCAUAACAUAUACAAAUACAGAAAUUAACAUAUAUACAUAAACUGUGCAAAAGAAAAACUGAUUUAUAUAUAUAUAAUAUGUCUGUCCUGAGCAAAGUAAAGGGUCUGGUCCAGAGACUCAGGGAUAACCCUGAACAUCUCUGCUCAAUACAUUGGGGGAAUCUCAAUUGCAUACCCCUCUUGUCUUCUCUCCUUGCCUCAUCAAAACCCAUUGGAUGAGAAAGCCAGAGGUCCCUCUCCUCUGACCUUCUCCUCCAAUGGGUUUUGAGAAGGAGGCGAGGAGAGAGGACACGAGGAGUAUGCAGUUGCGAUUCUCCCAUAGUCUUCCCCUUAGAGUGUACUGAAUGACCUUUCCUCACCUCCACUCUUUUCUCUCACAUCCCAUCCUACCUACCAUUGGGUCAUGGUCCUCUCAAUCACACUGAAAUGACAGAACCUGCUUUUCCACAUGUUCUCAAGUGAAAUAUAGUCUGUACAUGAGAGACUAGAUGGUUUCCUGCCUUGCUUAAUCACUCUCCAACCUACCACCUGUUUUGCUUUGAACUUCAAUGCUAGGAAGAUUUCUGUCCCGUUUUGCCUUUUGGCCCAGAAAACAUAGCAGUGUACCAUGACGGGUCACAGACAAAUGCUGACAUUAAGACUGGUGUAUGUAAGGGCCAGACCAGGCCGGGCUGUAUGCUAUGGGCAUGCCCAUCAUUUGUGCUGCACAGCUGCACACCAUGUGGUUGUGGGUGUGUAGUGUAGUCAAUGUCUGUUAGAUGUUAUUGUUGAAGGCAUUGGGACGUCAUAAACACAACUAAGGUAAUGCCGUUUGAAAGGCUCUGGUGACACCUUAAACAGUUUGAUGAAAAGAUUUCAUUCUGGCUGCGUCCCAAAUGGCACCCUAUUCCUUUUAUAGUGCACUAUAAAGGGACUAGGGUGCCAUUUAGGAAGCAUUCCUGUUUUUUUUAAUGUUGUUGGGUUUUUUUAUCGGGGGGGAUAGGGUACUUGCUGUGAGAUUCAUGGGAUCAUUCAUGAUAUCAUUCAUGAUAUCAUUCAUGGUAUCAUUCAUCGGAUCAUUCAUGUAUGAAGCUACAUUCUGCUGUUAUCCACAAAUGCUUUAAGUAACCUGUCUAAUAAAAAUAAUGAUUGAAACUUCCAAUACAA
This is a messenger RNA of Salvelinus sp. IW2-2015, 5994 nucleotides long. RefSeq names its product zinc finger protein 503-like. NCBI's taxonomy places the organism in Eukaryota, Metazoa, Chordata, Actinopteri, Salmoniformes, Salmonidae. Gene Ontology annotation, biological process: negative regulation of DNA-templated transcription. Gene Ontology annotation, cellular component: nucleus. The record is from RefSeq and is a predicted model, not a curated record.